UUGUCAUGUUUUCAAGAGUAGCGUUGCGGUGCAGGUCUGAAGACGGUGUGCACAGCCUGGACAACUAGGUUUAGAGGCAUUGGAGAAUCAAGGAACCCGUUUCGUCAAGUCGUUUGCAUUGUGGAUUGCAGAAAUCUUCACUCACAAUGAGUAAAGUACAAGGUGGAAUGAAAUGCGUGAAAUAUCUCUUAUUCGUAUUCAACUUCAUAUUCUGGCUGUCUGGCUCCAUGGUCCUGGCCGUGGGGGUGUGGCUGAGGUGUGACUCGGACACCGACCUGCUUCUAGCCGGUGCUGGAGCCCCAGACAGCUUCUUCAUAGCGGUCUACAUCUUGAUUUGUGCAGGUGGGCUGAUGAUGGUGGUGGGCUUCUUUGGAUGUUUUGGCGCUGUGCGAGAAUCUCAGUGUCUUCUGGCGUCGUUCUUUGCUUGUCUUUUGAUAAUCUUUGGGGCCGAGGUUGCUGCUGGGGUUUUUGGUUUCUUAAACCAGGAGCAGAUUAUUGAGGAAGUUCAAAAGUUCUACAGCACUUCAGUUGCCGAAGCCGCAGACCCCAACUACAAUGGCACCACAGUCGCUUCUAUCUACCACAGUGUUCUGCAUUGCUGUGGAGGGUCCAGCCCAGACCCAGCUCUGUGCCCAGAAACUGAAGAGAAAACCAAGGACUGUUUGACUGCAAUAACAGACUUCUUCAAUGAGAAGCUCUAUAUAGUCGGCUUCGUUGGGAUUGGAGUUGCAGGAGUCAUGGUGCUUGGCAUGAUCUUCAGUAUGGUUCUGUGUUGUGCGAUCAGGAACAGCCGGGAGAUCAUCUAGGAAUACUCAUUCGGCACUACUCACACUCCUACCAGCCGUUCCAACAUACAUCUUAAUGUACAGCUAAUACUUAGCCUGUCCACUGAUUGGAGACAGUGUUUCCCAUAUUUUAAGCUUUGAAGGAAUGAAUUCAUUACAAUUGGAAGGACCUUCUUUGUUUGCAAAAAAUCUAUUAGCACUAAAAUGAACAAGAAAGCAUUUUUUUUUACACACUUGCCAAAUAUAAAUGGCUACUUUGUUUGUUUAUAGCCAGUUUAAAAGAAAUGCAAUAGAGUAUAACUGUAAAUAACGAUAACCGUCCUGGUUGAAGGCAACUCCAGUACAUUACAAUUAUUUAUUUGAUCAAUGUUAAGUGAUAUAAAACUUAAAUGUCUAUGAGUUAGAUGAAGGCUUCAAUGUUUUAAGGACUGUUUCAUAAAAUUCAUGAUGUGCCCAGAGUUACACUAUCGUUAAACAUUUACUCUCCCUAUUCCAAUUUAAUCAAGCUAACCCUCAUCUCCUAGUUUAAUGAAGUAUUUGCCUUAACGGAACAAUGUGAUCUUUAUCAGCCCAGAGGGUGAGGAGAUGCAAAACACUGCUAUAAUCUUGUUCACGGUCCACAGUAAUAAUCCCACAUUGCAAUGUUUUCACAUGCUCUUUUUAAGCAAUAUCAUGUGAAGUGUCAGCUGUUUGUAGUGUGCUGAAUAUUUAGGCUGUUCAUUGGUUAGUGUGCAAAUGAGAUGAUUUAACGCACACAUAUUCUUAACUAAACUAAGAAAUACAUUUGGCGCUUAGGACAAUUGCUUUUGUAGAUAGGAGUCAUCUGCACAAGUCAUAGGUUCACUCAGCCAGAGAGAGCUGUGCUUUAUUUAAAUAGCUAGCUAGAAAUCCACAUACGACACACGUAAAAAACAUUUUGUUGGAACAUAACACAGAUUGUCUUAUUGAAAUAUUAACUGACCAUUUUAAUAAAACAAACU
Messenger RNA from Gadus chalcogrammus (walleye pollock), 1765 nucleotides. RefSeq names its product tetraspanin-2-like. Lineage: Eukaryota; Metazoa; Chordata; Actinopteri; Gadiformes; Gadidae. The record is from RefSeq and is a predicted model, not a curated record. Gene Ontology annotation, cellular component: membrane. The coding region runs from base 147 to 806 and encodes 219 amino acids. The transcript has 8 exons.